AUGGCUGAGUAUGAGGCCAAGUUUUUACGACUGAGCCACUAUGCGCAUGGUACGGUGUUGACUGAGUAUAAGCUAUGUGUUCGCUUCGAGGAUGGCCUCAAGGAUAAUCUGAGGGUUCUGAUAGCUCCACAGAGGGAGCGGGAUUUUGCUGUACUGGUUGAUAAGGUGAAGAUCACCAAGGAAGUGAAGCGCACUGAGUGGCAGAACCGUGACAGAGAGAGACGCCAUCAGGGCGAGUGCAGUGGUAUUGCACCACCACCGAGAGCAGUUCAGCAGCCACCGAGAGGCCAUUGUCAGGCCAAAGGUGGUAAUGGUUUGGGUCGUGGUCAGAGAGCAUCGGGCAGAGGUGCUGGACAUACUGAGGUGAGGCAGUCGGCUCUAGUUUAUACUAUACGUCGUCGAGAGGAUGGUGAUGCUCUAGACGUCAUUACAUGUACAUUCUUUGUUUAUAAUGUACCUUAUACUGCACUGAUAGAUAUAGGAUCCACUCACUUCUAUAUAGCUUGUACAGUAUCUGAAAACUUGGGUAUACUAGUUGAGAGUAGUACGAGUGAGGUCACUGUACUUAGUCUGCUGGGACAAUUAGUAAAGUUGGUCAAAGACCGAGUGAGUUUAGACUGUGCAACAAAAAGUGCUGUACUGAGAACUGAGGAGGAUAGCAAGGUAGUCGUAAUCGGGGAACGUCGGAACUACUUAUUGAAUGUGAUUUCUGCAUUGAGGGCGAAAAAGUUGGUUCGUAAGGGAUUUGAAGCGUAUCUGACCUACAUCAGUGUUUCAGAUUCUGAGGUUUCUUCAGUUAAGGAUAUCAGGACGGUUAAGGACUUUCCAGACAUUUUUCUUGAAGAGCUACCUCGGUUACCUCAGAGUCGUGAAGUAGAGUUCGGGAUUGAGCUCCGUCUUGGUACAGCUCUAGUGUCAAUCGCUCCCUAUAGAAUGGCACCGAAAGAGCUGGUGGAGCUUAAGGCUCAGAUUCAAGAGUUACUUGAUCGUGGGUUCAUCCACCCUAGUGUUUCUCCAUGGGGAGCACCGUUGAGGGUUAAGGAGACUGAUGUGCAUAAGAUAGCAUUUAGGACUCGGUACGAUCAUUACGAGUUCCUAGUGAUGCCAUUUGGACUGACGAAUACACCAGCAGCUUUUACAGAUCUGAUGAACCGAGUGUUCUAG
Molecule: messenger RNA, 1164 nt
Organism: Gossypium raimondii (Peruvian cotton)
Lineage: Eukaryota; Viridiplantae; Streptophyta; Magnoliopsida; Malvales; Malvaceae
Exons: 5
Coding region: 1-1164 (387 amino acids)
Source: RefSeq, a predicted model, not a curated record